Messenger RNA from Ectocarpus siliculosus, 636 nucleotides. The record is from the annotation of a GenBank genome assembly. Lineage: Eukaryota; Phaeophyceae; Ectocarpales; Ectocarpaceae.
AUGACUCUCAACGGAGGAGGACUGCUAGCGUCGUUCUCUUUCACGCGCCGUCGUCCAUCGGUGGUCGGUCUGAUCGGCGGCAUUGCAUCUGGCAAGAGCACCGUUUCGAAGGCCCUGGGCACGGCGUGCGGGCUGGAGGUGAUCGACGCCGACAAGCUGGGGCACGAGAGCUACCAGCCAGGCACCCGAUGCUUCGGCAAGCUGGUGGACGCGUUCGGGGAAAAUAUCGUGGCCGGGGAUGGCACAAUCGACCGCCGUGCGCUUGGACAGGCGGUGUUCGGAAACCCUUCCAACAUGGCCAGGCUGCAAGGCAUCGUUUGGCCGGAGAUUCGCCUCCUGGCGGAGGCGAGGAUCGAGGGACUGGGCAGGGAGGGCGCCGAGUCGGUGGUUCUCGAGGCCGCCGUGCUUCUAGAGGCCGGGUGGGACGACCUCUGUGACGAGCUGUGGGUCGUCCAGGUGCCCCCGGCAGUGGCGCGGGCGCGAUUGAUGAAACGCAACGGGUUCGACGAGGCGGAGGCCGACAAGAGGAUAGCCUCGCAACCCAUGACCAACCAAGAGAGAGCGGCCCGUGCGACAGUGGUGCUCUCCAACGAGGGCACGGAGGAGGACUUGGUGGCGAAGGCAGGUUUCGACUAG